UUGAUCUCCCCGUCCGAAAUUUUGUUAAAAAAACUAGGCCAAGUUGAAGUGUUGUGAUUACUUUGUAUUCAUUAAAUGCACCUUGCUUGUUAAUUGCAGUAUGGAUUAUACUCCACAACGAAUAACAUCAGUUUCAAAACAUAAAAGUACAGAAAGUAAAAAAAAUCCAGUGACAAUGUGAUGUGGAUCAGGAAGUACAUUUCACAAGAGAAAGGUCAGCAUGGCUGAAGCAAAUCGUUCGGUGGAUGAAAAAGAAUAUUUUUCUCGAGUAAAUCUUGCACUGACUGACUGUGGUAGGAGAGUGUUAUCACAACUCUUACAAAGGAGGGUUGGGCAGCUCACACCAGAAAACCAUCCGGCUCAACCUUGGUCACUAGAUGAUUUUUUAAAUCAUUACAUGGAAGAUAUUUUGUUAUCUAUUGGCAAAGAAAAAAGCAAGAAACUCAUUCUUUAUCCAGGUUUUGGAAUUAAAACUGAUUUGGCCAAGUGGGAUAUUCCCCUUUUUGUUUUUGUACUUCUCAAUGCAUCCAAACUAGACGAUGAUGACAAUCUACACAGGCAACUAAGACAUGAUAUCUGUAACCUAAGGGAGUUAAGGAAUAAAAUGCUACACAAGGGAACUCCAGUAUUGGACGAGUCAAUGUAUCACAAUUAUCUUGGCCGCAUUGUCGGUGCUGUGCAACGAAUCUGUGAUUACAUGCAGGAGCCAGAUUUGAAGAUAUCUCUUCUUAAGGAAAUUAAUAAGUACGAAAGCCUUCGACAUAUUUACACAAACGGUCUUAUUUCUGAGUUGGGUUGCAAAACCGUUGAGAUAAUUAAUGAAGCUGACGCAGCGGUUGAAAGUGGGCUGCAACAAAUGAAAACGAUCCUCCAGAAAAAGGGGUUGUCAGUGAAUAUUCCAGUUCUUGAUGUCAUUGUCAUGUUUCGGAACUAUAAUAAAGAAGACGAACAAUCCAUUACGGACCGUCUACUUGAAACCUUUACAGAGGCAUUAAAGCAAGGUAAAGAAAUGGCAGAUGACCAGACUGCAGACAAGCUAUAUGUUGAAGUCAAGGCCCUUGUUCGGAAGUUAUUUGACGAGAAAAAAGAGAUAACGAAGGUCAGCAGAGGAUGUAUUAUACUAUCAAUCCAGUGUCAUGAUUUAGACGCGGUCAUUUCACUAGUCCAAGAUAGCCUUUCGGGGAAGCUUGGGAGUUUAUUUGAACCUCUUGAAGAAGUCAUCUGGACCGAUGCAGUCCAUGCUCUCUUUGAAGUAUGUGUUGGCAUUACGGGACAAAGUUGCUGGGCUCUCCUUAACGAAAUGUGUAAGUUGUGGAAAGGAAGGAAGGUAUUGAUUUUUGCAGCUUAUACAAUACUGUUAUUAUAAUUCCAAUUCGAUAUUGUACCAAUUCAUUUUAGCUCGAAUGUGCAACUGAAGGUAUGUAACACUAGUGAUUAUUCACUAUUUAAUCCUUAUUCUUGUUACAUAACAGUACUGUGCCAUUAUUACGAGCUCCUGGUAGGGGCAUAUUUGAAUAUAUUUUAAAAGAACAGUUUUGGGAAUGGUGACGUUUUCGUACGUUUUUCUUGGGACUAAUCAAUUGUGUAAACUUUAUACAUUAUAAUAGAUAUCAGGUAUUGAUACGUGUUUUUAGCUCACAUGAGCACAAAGUGCUCAAGGUGAGCUAUUGUGAUCGCCCUAUGUCCGUCGUCGUCCUUCGUCAACAAUUACACUGUUAACACUUUAGAGGUCACAAUUUUGGCACUAUCUUAAUGAAACUUGGUCAGAAUGUUACCCUCAAUAAAAUCUUUGACAGGUUUGAUAUUGGGUCAUCUGGGGUUAAAAACUAGGUCACCAGGUCAAAUUAAAGGAAAAUCUUGUUAACACUCUAGAGGUCACAUUUAUGAGUGUAUCUUCAGGAAACUUGGUCAGAAUGUUAAUAUUAUUGAUCUCUAGGUCAAGUUCUAAUCUUAGUCAAGUGCGCUUAAAACUAGGUCACCAGGUCAAAUUUAAGGAAAAGCUUGUAAACAAUCUAAAGGUCAAAUUUAUGACAGUAUCUUCAUGAAAGUUGUUCAGGAUGUUUUAUUAAUAAUCUCUAAGUCAAGUUUAAA
Mya arenaria is the source of this 2091-nucleotide messenger RNA. RefSeq lists its product as uncharacterized. The record is from RefSeq and is a predicted model, not a curated record. The coding region runs from base 221 to 1366 and encodes 381 amino acids. The transcript is spliced from 6 exons. Lineage: Eukaryota; Metazoa; Mollusca; Bivalvia; Myida; Myidae.